This is a messenger RNA of Plasmodium cynomolgi strain B, 1932 nucleotides long. Its product is annotated as syntaxin binding protein. The transcript has a single exon. The record is from RefSeq and is a predicted model, not a curated record. Gene Ontology annotation, biological process: vesicle-mediated transport; intracellular protein transport. NCBI's taxonomy places the organism in Eukaryota, Apicomplexa, Aconoidasida, Haemosporida, Plasmodiidae. The annotation marks the transcript as partial.
AUGUCGCUGAAGCGGAACUGCCGGGAGAGGCUGUUCAACGUGAUCGAGAAGAUCACCCAAGUGAGCAAGUACGUAAUCAUGGUGGUGGACCCGAGUGCACACCAAGUGUUAUCCAUGAUUUGCAGGAGCGAAGAACUGCUGGAAAGGGGUGUGUCCCUUGUGGAACAGAUUGAUGCCAAGCGAAACAGGCUAAAAGACUUCGACUGCAUUUAUUUCCUCAGUUCCAAAGUAGAAGUCGUAGAAAGGAUGCUUGAAGAUUUCAAAAAUGAGCAAAAUGUCAUGUACAAUAAUAUCCAUAUUUUAUUUACCUCAAAUGUGGGAAAAAAAAAAAAAGAAAUACUUAACCUCCUAGCAAGUAGCGAUUUUUUACUUAAGAAAAUAAAAACAUGUGCAUGCUUCAACAUCCCUUUCUUUGCAUUUGAAAGUAGAAUUUUUUAUUUGGACCAUAAAUUAAAUAUGUAUGAUUUUUAUCCUGUAAAGGAUGCCAACAUUUUGGAAGAACUUGCGUUGGAAUUACUUUCUGUUUGCUGUUGCUUGAAAAGUAAGCCUCUUUUACGUUAUUUUAAUUCUCCUUUGUGUAAGAAAUUUGCAGAAAUAUUUUCCAACUGUGUAAGUGACUCGAGCAUUUUGGAGACAUCGGAUGGGGACGAUGAAGAUGUACUGUUGAUUUUGGACCGAUCGAUCGACUGCUCCAUUUUGUUUGCCCACGACUACGCGUAUCAAAGUCUCUGCUACGAUGUGCUGCGGAUCAGGACGCAUCGGGAGAGGCACACGGAGAGGCAGCCCAAACCGGGGGUGCACAGCGAGGGGGGUACUGACCAGGGAGAGGAGGACCCACAUACAGUCAGCUUCGAAAUUACAAACAAUGAUCAAAGGAAGGAAAUAAAAAGAGCCAUCCUCUCGGAGGAAGACAACCUUUGGAUUAAGUACAGACAUACACAUAUCCAAGACGUAAAUGAAGUUAUCAAAAAUGACAUUGCCUCCUUUACAGAGAAAAAUGCAGUUGCAAAAAUUAAAAAAAAAAAUGUGUUACGUCCAAAUGAAGCAUUAGAUGCUUUACGAUCCCUUCCUGAAUACGAAACGAUGAUUGAGCAGUACUGGUUGCAUGUGUACUUAUGUGACAACUGCUUCGAGACCUUACAAAAGAAAAAUAUCGUACAAGUCGGGAUGGUCGAACAGGACUUGUGUUGCAAUGUUGACAGUUAUGGGAAGGAACUAACACAUACCAAAAAUUCAAAAAGUGUUCUGUCUAUAAUCAGUAGCAAUGACUACCAGCAGGAGGAGAAGGUCAGGUUGCUUCUCCUUUAUUUUAUUAACUAUGAGAAUAUAAGUGAGCUAGAUAAAGCUAGACUAAUCGAAUCAUCUCAAGUUGGUCUGUUCAUGGAAAAAUUUAUCGAUCUGUUUCUCAAUUUGAAGAUGCACUGUGGUGAAGGUACUCAUGUGGAGAAGCACACAGUAGAGGAGAGCUCCUCCACGGGGAAUAAAAUCUCUCACAUUUUGGAAAGGAAUAAAAAAAAAAUAAAAUAUUAUAAAAACGUUGCAAAGAAUGCAAAGUAUGAACUGAGUCGAUAUGAACCAAAUAUCAAAGAGAUCAUUACGGAGUUACAUGAGGAUACUUUGCAUAGGGGACAGUACCCAUUCGUGGAUGGUGACCGGGGGUCUUCUCACCAUGGAAAAGACCAGAACGCGUCUGCAGGGAAGAAGCCAAAUGUGACUAGGGGAACUGUGUGGGAGUUCAAGUCGGUGGAAAGGAAAGAGGGCCAAAGGGGGGGUGGGAAAAAAAUUAUCAUUUUCAUCCUUGGGGGGAUCACCUUCCCCGAAAUUCGGCAGGCGUACGAGCUGUCCGAGCAGCUGGCCGUGGACGUUUAUUUGGGCGGCACGUCCCUGCUCACCAGCGAGGUGCUCUUCCAGCAGUUCAGGCGCUUCCCCAGC